Molecule: messenger RNA, 1371 nt
Organism: Mytilus trossulus (common blue mussel)
Lineage: Eukaryota; Metazoa; Mollusca; Bivalvia; Mytilida; Mytilidae
Product: fibropellin-1-like
Exons: 13
Coding region: 1-1371 (456 amino acids)
Biological process (GO): heterophilic cell-cell adhesion; establishment or maintenance of epithelial cell apical/basal polarity
Cellular component (GO): protein-containing complex; plasma membrane
Molecular function (GO): calcium ion binding
Source: RefSeq, a predicted model, not a curated record
AUGGUCGCAAUAAUUUCACAUUACAAAUACCAAUACUUUGUAAAAGAAAUACAUUAUCCUUUGUUAGAUACAAACCCAUGCAGUGUCAAUCCAUGCGAACACGGGACGUGCACCACUAGUACUAAUGGCGGUUACACAUGUAAAUGUCAUACUGGUUAUUCGGGAACACAUUGUGAUCAAGACCCAUGUAGCAAUACUCCGUGUGGGCAUGGCACUUGUUAUCCAACCAGGACUGGUAGCUACACUUGUUCCUGUCAAAGAGGUUAUUCGGGAAAUAACUGUGAUCAAGACCCAUGCAGUCAGCAUCCAUGUGAUCAUGGAACUUGUUAUCCCACUAAUGAUGGUAGCUACACUUGUUCAUGCCAAACAGGUUAUUCAGGACAUAACUGCGAUCAAGACCAAUGCAGUAUUACUCCUUGUGCACAUGGAACGUGUCAUCCCACCAGUGCUGGGAGCUAUACUUGUUCAUGCCAACCAGGUUAUUCGGGAUAUAACUGCGACCAGACGAAUCCCUGCGAUUCCCAACCUUGUAAACAUGGUGGAACAUGUACACCAACAACAACUGGUUACACGUGUUCGUGUCCAUGGAACUAUGGAGGACCCAACUGUGAUAACGGAUGUGAUCCUAAUCCAUGCGAAAAUGGCGGCACAUGUACACUCGACUUAUGGGAAAAAGCUCAAUGUCAAUGUCCAAAAGGCUACGCUGGUCCAAGAUGUCAAACGGCUAUCGACCCCUGUGAUUCAAACCCUUGUCAAAAUGGAGGAGCCUGUUACCGUAACCUAUGGGAAAUAAAGUGCGUCUGUGUUCAUCCGUAUGCAGGUGAAUUCUGUGAAAUCUUGUUGAAUCCAUGUGAUCCAAAUCCAUGUCUUAACAAUGGAACAUGUUUUCAUGAUGGAAAGUGGAACAAAGUUUGCUGGUGCCCUGACAAUUUCACUGGGAAUGAAUGCCAAAUUGAGGAUCCAUGCAAUCUCAUUGAUUGUAUGAAUGGAACAUGUGAAAACGGAACGUGUGUAUGUCCACCAAAUGUUACCGGAUCUACGUGUGAGGAUCAUGUUAUUGACCCGUGUGAAACUGUAACUUGUGCAAACGGGACAUGUGUCGAAGGGAUGUGUGUCUGUUUAGAUGGUUUUACUGGAGAAAUGUGCGAAAAUCCAGUUGAUUUGUGUACUGGUGUAACUUGUCAAAAUGAAGGAACAUGUAUCAUGGGAUCAUGUAACUGUGCUGAUGGUUUUACAGGAACUUUGUGUGAAACGACUCCUUGUGCUUCAAUGCCAUGUAUGAAUGGUGGUACCUGCCAGAGUUUUGGAGGGGGUUGGAUGUGUCAAUGUCCUCCUGCGACUGGUGGAGUAAAUUGCGUAAAUACCGGUUAA